AGCUGCCUACCCCAUGACUUGAGCAUGCCCGACGCGCAGGCUCGAGCCUAAUCGUUGCUUCUCAAUUGUUCUCCCCCUUCCUCUCUUCCUCCUCCCGUCUCCCCUUCGAUGGCUCGAUUGAUCUUUGCCAGGACCGUAGCCGGAGCCUCGCCCAGCCUCACAACUGCCGCCCGCCUUUUCAGCUUCCGUCUCCUCUCCGGCCGUCCUGAGAAGGUAGAGCUCUUCGAGCAGGAGAUCCAGGCAGAGGAUCCCUACUCGGAGAUCGAGGUCCUCGGGAUGCGACGCCUCGAGGAAGCCAUACACGCCAUCAUAGUUCGCAGAUCCGCUCCCGAUUGGCUGCCCUUCAUCCCUGGCUCCUCCUACUGGGUUCCGCCGCGCAGGCGCCCUCAUGGUGUCAUCGAUCUCGUCCACAGGCUCACCUAUCCGAUGACAGAGGACGAGAUCAUGUCGUUCACCACGGAUCGUGGCUGGCCUUCCUCCUCCUAUUUUGUGGAAGGUACACCUCUGCAACCAGUGAAGAAGAGCAAAGGGAGGACCAAGGUGCACUCUGAUGAUGAAGAACGCUAAACGUCACCCAACAGGUUGCCGUUGAGGCUCUUUCAUGCUGCGACUUAAAUGCCAAGCAUUUCAGCUCCUUGUACACAUGGGAAGGGAGAUUGCGGCUGUUGGGUUCCAGUUCACCAAUGCAAACUAGUCCUACCUUCUCUUCCUGCCCCCAGGCAUUCAGAUGUUGCAACUUUGGUAAAACUUUGCUCAUAAUGUGAUCAAUAAUGAUCUAAUCCACUUCUGUUCAUAUCUAUUCCGUAAUGAAAAUGAUAAAAUUGGCAUGUGACAAUGGACAAUGCCUCAUUUCCAGUCUUUGCCAACAAUUAGGCUUUGUUGAUUUGAUGUUUAGGUGAUGCAUUAGUAGAGUGCAGGAACCUCAGCUCUGCAAUAUCUGGCUCAGAACCAUUCAGAUCUUCUCACCACGACAUCGAAAUCCUCCAAGGUAAACUUUGCCACCUUCCUUCAACUUUGUGGUUUGCUCUUUUUGGUUCUAGGAAUAGGUGAAGUCGGUUAUUAUGUGGAGAGUAACUGAUCAGUUGAAUUGGUAGAGCCAUUAAUAUUAACAUUGGAAGGUAACCGCAGUCAUUCUCUGUUGUGUUCCAAAUUAAAAUUUGAAGCUUCUUUUUUGUGAAUAGAUCCUUUUGUGAUGCCUUGAGCUCUAAUAGCAGUUUAUGGGGCAAAAAGGAUGAAGAAGAUACAUGAAGUUAAUAUUUGGUGAUGUAAUGGCUUCGUAGUAAUUAUUGUCUGAUGCAGCAAUUUUUGGGGAAGAGAAGAGGAAUUGACGAAAUAUUUGGUGCUUCAAAACCUUAACAGUCAUUGGUCUGACGAAUGGACGACACCAGUUUCAAAUUAGGAAGAGAAGCAACCUUAGUUUUGAGUCAUUUUUGCCUGUUAUAUUUGCAAAAACAUUGAUUGUCAUCGCACCCUUGAACCCCUGGGCGACAAAUAGCAUGAUGGGCAUUUCAAUAGUAGGACAUCAUGGAGAGAGAGAGAGAGAGAUCUCUUUGCAUUAUGGGUAAAAUUGGGCUUUUAUUUGUUAUUUUAUAUGUUAUCACACACGAAACAUUAGUCAUCUUAGUACCUUGGCUCUUUGAGUGGCACGACACUUGACAAGGCUCUCAAAUAGUAGGAUUGUCACUUGAGGCCCUCUGCUCACUUGUCAUGUGGUCGUGUAGGUUUUUUGUUUGGAUCAUUUUCAUGUGUUGUGAUGACGCCAAAUAUUGAUGGAGCAUGACUUGCCAACCUUUGGAAUUUGGAGACAAAAGUGUGUACCACAAGGAUAAUCGAGUAAAGUUGUCAAGCCUUCAUAGUGACAAUGUUGUAAUAUUCUUCCAUGUUUGCUAUUCCUCACGUAAAAAUUAUCAUUUAUCAGCAUGUCGAAACACCUCUUAACCUACCGUAGGCUUUUUGGCGCCAUGCCAAAAGACACAAUUUUGCAUGGAUGGAAGUUGAAUCCCUGUGAGAUAUUGGAUUUGAAGUGUUGGAAUGACCUUAGCUACUUAAGAAGCUUGGAUGACCAAAUUCUUUUUUCAAAAGAAAAAUUAAACUUUAAUUGUAGGAGGAAAAAUGAACUAAAACACCAUCAUUCUCAUCUGAUCCAGCAAACCAAAAAAAAAACUCAGCAGAAGGAUUCUUGAGACAAACCCAAUUACAUUUGUUAUGCUUUGCAAAGCUAGACUUUGGGACUGAAUGUUUGUUUAUUCGCUUGUUGCAAACUGAUUACAUUUGUUUUACUUUGCAAACAGUGCAGUAGAAGGAUUUCACUCACAAACGACAUGUAUUUACUUAGCUUGUUGUAUCGCUACAUGGGCAAAACUACCCGGACUAGUCAUUUUCACAUAUGUGACACAAAACAUAAAUGGAUCUUGGAAUGGCACUUUGACCUCGUUGUGAUAUUUAAAAAAUGUCAAACAUCUCAAUACCUUGCGACGAUCAUAACUUUUCAAUCUGCUAUAAGCAUUAACUUUUCGAUUUUCUUAAUUAUAUAGCCGAUAAAUUCAGGAGAAAAAUGUCUAUGGGCCACAAAAGAGUUUUAGGACAAAAUUACACACGAAGACAAAUGGGAAGGAAACACUCUUCUUAUUGCCAACGGUCCUCAUUUCUUCUUGGAGUAAGUUCUGCACACUUUUUUCCUGAUGACCGUAUCGUUUUGAUAUUUCGGAUCCAUUAUAAAUCCGCAUACCAUGCAAGCAUAACCUUCACCAUCCAACUCGGAUCCGCAUUGACCCGGUACUAAAGCGGGUAGGAUGCAGAUCCAGCUGCCUACCCGAUUACUUGAUCCUUAUCGAUCGUUCUUCCUCGCCCUCUCUUCGUCUUCCCGUCUCCCCUUCGAUGGCUUGGUUGCUCUCUGCCAGAACCGUAGCCGGAGCCUCGCCCAGCCUCACUACUGCCGCCCGCCCUUUCAGCCUUCGUCGCCUCUCCGGCCGUCCCGACGAGAAGGUAGACCUCGUCCAGCCGGAGAUCGAGGCGGAGGAUCCCUCCUCGGAGAUCGAGGUCUUCGGGAUGCUACGCCUCGAGGAAGCCAUACACACCAUGAUAGUUCGCAGAUCCGCUCCCGAUUGGCUUCCCUUCAUCCCUGGCUCCUCCUACUGGGUUCCGCGCCGCGGGCGCCCCCCUGGUGUCGUCGAGCUCGUCAGCAAGUUCACCAAUCCGAUGACAGUGGACGAGAUCUUGUCGUUCACUAGCGAUCCUGUCUUGUCUCCCUCCGCUUAUUUCGUGGAAGGUACAGCUCCGCAACCAAUGAGGAAGAUCAAAGGGAGGACCAAGGUGUUCUCUGAUGAUGAAAAAAGCUGAACGUCACCCAACAGGCUUUCGCUGAGGUUAUUUUUUUGUUGCUUAUACGAGGAGUACAACGAACAAAGAAACCAGGAUAGAACUCAAUCGAACUGAAUUCUUCUGCGAGUGUGAAUUUAUGUGAGUGCCAUCUUUGACAUCGCUAAGCCCAAACUUAAUGAAUAUUAGUGCUAGUGAAUUUGUUAUCGGGAUUGCUGAAUCUGUGUACUAAUAUGCUGGCUCUUUCACACGGCGACUUAAAUGCCAAGCAUUCUAUCUCCUUGUACACAUGGGUAGGGAGAUUGCAGCCGUUGGCUUUCAGUCCGCCAAUGCAAACUAGUCCUACCUUCUCUUCCUGCCCCCAGGCAUUCAGAUGUUGAAACUUUGGUAAAACUUUGUUCAUAAUGUGAUCAAUAAUGAUCUGAUCCACUCAUGGUCA
Molecule: messenger RNA, 3757 nt
Organism: Musa acuminata AAA Group (dessert banana)
Lineage: Eukaryota; Viridiplantae; Streptophyta; Magnoliopsida; Zingiberales; Musaceae
Exons: 4
Coding region: 109-567 (152 amino acids)
Source: RefSeq, a predicted model, not a curated record